AUGGCAGGUAUCAAGCUACAUGGAGACUACCUAUCUCAACCGGUGAGAGCUUUGGGAAUAAUGCUAAGGGCAUGCAGUAUUCCUUUUGAAUUUGUCUACAGGAAUUUUGCAAAGGGAGACUAUAAAAGUGAGGAAUAUACCAAACUAAACCCACUUCAGCGAAUGCCAACCUUGGAAGUGGAGGGAUUUCCAUAUAUAAUAGAAAGCAAUGCAGCACUUCAAUUUCUGGCAGAGUUAGAUGGAGUUCCUGAGCAUUGGUACCCCAGAGGUAGAAAGGAGAGAUUACUAGUGAACAUGUACCUGGCUUGGCAUGGACCUGAUAUGAGAAGAUGUAGUGCUGCAUAUGCUUGGCAAGAAUAUGUUGGAGAGUUUCUCGAAGGGAGAAAGUUUAAGGAAGAAGAUGUCCUGAAGGCCAAGGAGGAUAUGGACCAUAUGUUGGACCAGUUAGACACGAUAUGGCUGAAGGACAUGGUGUACCUAGCUGGUGAUGAGAUAACUAUUGCUGAUAUACAAUGCAUCACAGAAAUAGCCCAGCUUUUUCCUACUGGUUAUGAAGUUGUGACAAACAGACCAAACCUGGCAGCAUAUACUGAGAGGGUCAAGGCCAGGUUACAGCCUCAUUAUGAUAUUGUUAGCAAAGCCCCCAUUUCAGAACUCAGGGCAGGUUACAUUAAGCUGAAAUCUAAGAAAUAAUAUUUGUUUCUUAAGAAACUAUACCUUGCUCAUUAGUAUUGAUGGUGUGAUGACGCGCCAUAUUCGUAUACAUGUAAUAUUUUUGUAGGACUACGUAAAAGCUGCUUUUUUAAUAUACCAAUCUUGUUAAAAUAUGAGACUUAAAUAUACAAU
Messenger RNA from Owenia fusiformis, 846 nucleotides. NCBI's taxonomy places the organism in Eukaryota, Metazoa, Annelida, Polychaeta, Sabellida, Oweniidae. The record is from the annotation of a GenBank genome assembly.